Molecule: messenger RNA, 668 nt
Organism: Homarus americanus (American lobster)
Lineage: Eukaryota; Metazoa; Arthropoda; Malacostraca; Decapoda; Nephropidae
Product: major centromere autoantigen B-like
Exons: 3
Coding region: 62-508 (148 amino acids)
Cellular component (GO): extracellular matrix
Source: RefSeq, a predicted model, not a curated record
UAUAAAGAAUGCCAGGGAAGGGUUCACCAGUCACUCCCUACUGGACGCUACCACAGUCAACAUGAACAUUAAGGUCGUUCUCCUCCUGGUCGUGUUGGGCGUGGCCGUGGCUGAUGACAGACCUUACGGCUAUGGCUCUCCUGAGGAGUCUUCGGAAGAGUCUUAUGAGUCUAGUGAGGCCAAGUACAGCUUCGAGUGGUCCGUCGAUGAAGACAGUAACGAGUUCGGUCACAAGGAGUCUCGUGAUGGUGACCUCACCCAGGGGUCAUACUACGUGCAGCUUCCCGACGGUCGUCUGCAGCAGGUGACCUUCAACGUGAACGGCGACUUAGGAUACAAGCCCGAGGUAACUUAUGUGGGCGAGGCUUUCUACCCCGAUUCAGAUGAGUCAGAUGAGUCAGAUGAGUCGGAUGAGUCGGAUGAGUCGGACGAAUCAGACGAAUCACAAGAGGAGGACGAGGAUGAGGAAGAGGAGAAGUACGCCCCUCGUAGACCUAAUUAUUUCUAGUCACUUUUGUGUGUGAAGGAGUCAAUGAUAAGCAACUUCCUGGACAUUGCCUCCCUCACUGACCUGACCUACUGGUGAGUCAUGUUCCACCCUGCAAACUACUAGCAUUAUGUGUGUGUGUGUGUGUGUGUGUGUGUGUGUGUGUGUGUGUGUGUGUGUG